AUGACAUCCCCCGCAAGUCUCAACAACGGCGAAGCCGUGCCCGCAAUCACCACCCGACCACUUGUCAUCCACGUUGGGGAAAGCAGAGUUUGCAUUCCCGUUUCGACCGAGGUCGACCAAUGGAUUGCGGCAGAGGUCAUUAGAGAUGAUUUCGUUCAUGCCGAGUCAACCCAAGAGAACGUCGUACAGCUUGAGGACCCCACGCAGGCAACGAUCGCCUUGCACGCACGUUUCCUCGGGUACAUUGCACAGAGGGUUGGCGAAGACGCGCCUGUCGACGCGAAUGGCGGGUGUCCCUCGCGUAAGGCUCGCCUCAUGGUCCUCCUCAAGGCCUUUUCACACUUCUUCACAACUUAUCUUACCGCCAUCGAUAUCCACUCCCUCGUGUCCGCAUUUGACGUCGACACACGCAAGUCGGUGCUCUCGUCGUUUUACCUGGCGUUCGCGACCCUCCAGCAACACGAAGUCGCUGACGUUCCUCGGCUCCCAACUCCUUCCUUGCUCGAGGAGGUGAGCAAUGGAAACGCGUCAGUAUAUGCGCUGUUCGGCGGUCAGGGCAUCAACGAGGUGUAUUUCAAUGAGCUGCAGACUAUUUACGACAUCUACAAGCCGUUUGUCAAGGCGUUCCUCGAGGCUGCGAUCGAGGCCCUCAAACCACUCGCAGAGGCACACCAAUCGUCCUCAUUUUACACUCACGGUCUCGAUGUUCUCGCUUGGUUGAACGGAACGCAACCCGUCCCACCCGUUUCUUACCUGGCCUCCGUUCCCGUUUCAUUCCCUCUCAUCGGUCUUACCCAGUUCGUCCAAUUCCUCAUCACGUCACGCGUCUCGGGGUUGUCUCCCGCUGAGCUCGGCGCGCGUAUGGCUGGCGCGACGGGUCAUUCUCAAGGCAUUCUCACUGCGCUCUGCGUCUCGGCGUCCACGGACGACGAAUCGUACCUCGAGAACGCGCGUAAGGGUCUUAGGUGGUUGUUCUUCGCUGGCUUGCGUGGACAGCAAGCCUUCCCUGUCCUCGCCCUCGAGCCGGGUAUCGUGGACGACGCGGUCGAAGGCGGCGAAGGCUAUCCCACGCCCAUGUUAUCGGUCGUCGGCCUGCAGCUCAAAGAUCUCGAGCCGCAUGUAGCGAAGACCAACAAGCACCUUCCUGACAACUCGAAGCUACAUAUCUCACUUCAUAAUGGAUCGAAGGCGUUCGUCGUCACGGGUCCUCCCCGCUCUCUCUACGGCUUGGUUACUAGCCUGAGGAAGGUUAAGGCUCCGAGCGGUCUCGAUCAAAGCAAGACUCCCUUCUCCCAACGCAAGCCCGUUUUCUCUGUUCGCUUCCUAGUCGUCGGCGUUCCAUACCACAGCGACUAUCUGGCUGGCGCAGCAGAGAAGGUCUGUGAGACGGAUUUGGCGGGUGAGGAGUUGUGGAAUGUCGAGCAGCUGAGAAUCCCGGUGUUCCACACCGAAGACGGCUCGGAUCUCCGCCAGUUAACGACGAGCCUCACACGCUCUAUCUGCGAUCAAGUUUUCACGUCCGCGCUGCACUGGACGAAGGCGACCGACUUCCCUGAGUCUGCAACUCACGCCAUCGACUUCGGGCCUGGCGGCCUCAGCGGUAUCGGUCCUCUCACGGCCCGUAGCCUUGACGGCCGAGGUGUUCGGGUUAUCGUUGCGGGUGAUAAGGGGAGGGGAGAUGCGGAGCUGUACUCGAUUCGCGGCAUCAAGACAGAGCAGUCGUGGGUGAAGAAGUGGUCGCCUUCGCUGGUGAAGACCAGCGAUGGUAAGAUCCACAUCGACACCCCCUUCAGCCGCCUAUUGGGGAAGCCCCCGAUCAUGGUCGCUGGCAUGACGCCGACGACUGUGAAGGCCGGUUUUGUCUCUGCUGUCCUCAACGCAGGCUACCAUGUCGAGCUCGCGGGAGGAGGCCACUACUCUCCUGCCGCUCUCCGCGCCAAGAUCACAGAAAUCCAGUCGAAAGUCCCCGCUGGUGUCGGUAUCACCUUGAAUGCGCUCUACAUCAAUCAGCGCCAGUUCACGUUCCAGCUCCCUCUAUGGCAGGAGAUGCGCUUGGAGGGUCUACCCAUCGAGGGCUUCUGCGUUGCCGCUGGUAUCCCGACUACCGAGAAGGCGGCCGAGAUCAUCGAUGGCCUUACGCGUGCAGGUAUCCGCCACGUUGCCUUCAAGCCUGGUUCGGUCGAUGGUAUCCGCCAGGUCGUUAACAUCGCUGCCGCUAACCCCCACUUCCCCAUCAUCCUGCAAUGGACUGGAGGUCGCGCUGGCGGUCACCAUUCCUGCGAAGACUUCCAUCAGCCCAUUCUUUCAACGUAUCGCUCUAUCAGGCAGCAGAGCAACAUCUGCCUCGUUGGCGGUUCCGGCUUCGGUGGUGCGGACGAUACAUGGCCCUACCUCACGGGUGAUUGGUCCAAGGAGUACGGUGCGCAGCCGAUGCCUUUCGACGGCUUCCUGUUCGCUAGUCGCGUCAUGGUGGCGAAGGAGGCACAUACUAGUUCCUCUGUCAAGGAUCUCAUUGUGGCUGCAGCUGGUGUCGAUGACUCGAAGUGGGAGGGGACCUACGUCAAGGAGACUGGUGGAAUUCUUACUGUGCGCUCGGAGCUCGGCGAGCCGAUUCACAAGAUCGCCACGCGGGCUGUCAAGCUGUGGAAGGAGUUCGACGAUACCGUGUUCAAGCUACCGAGGGAGAAGCGCGAGGCGUGGCUCAAGGAGCGUCGCGCCGAGGUCAUUAAGAAGCUGAAUGCGGACUUUGCGAAGCCUUGGUUUGGGUGGAAGAAGGAUGGGUCGGUCGUCGAGGAAAUCGGAGACAUGACCUACGAGGAGACGGUUUUGCGCCUUGUGCGCUUGAUGUACGUCGCGCACCAAGACCGCUGGGUUGACAUCUCGUUGAGGAACAUGACGGGUGACUGGCUGAGGCGCGUGGAGGAGCGGUUCGCCGGUGUCAAUGGCGGUGGGCAUAAAGCAUCAAUCCUGCAGUCGUACACGUCUCUCGACAAGCCCGGUCCGUUUGUGGAGGAGUUCUUCAAGAAAUACCCUCUGGCGACGGAGCAGCUGAUUGCGUCGGAGGACAAGGCGUUCUUCAUGACGAUCGCUCAGCGCCCUGGCCAGAAGCCAGUCCCUUUCAUCCCCGUGCUCGAUUCUACCUUCGAGGUCUGGUUCAAGAAGGAUUCUCUCUGGCCCGCAGAGGACAUCGAUGCGGUCUUCGACCAGGACCCCCAGCGUGUGUGCAUCUUGCAGGGUCCUCUCGCUGUGAAGCACUCGAAGGUCAAGGAUGAGCCCAUCAAGGAGAUGCUCGACAACAUCACUUCCGAUCUCACCUCCAAGCUCCUCGAACGCCUGUACAGCGGCGAUGAGAGUAAGGUCCCGACACUCGAGUACUUGGGUGCGAAGCCCGUGGCGUCGCCUGUCAGGAAGCUCGCGGGUGUUGAGGUCAAGGAGCAGGGUGACGAGGUCGUCUUCACCACAUCGAGCAUGAUCCCUGAGAAGGACGUCUGGCUCAGCUACAUUUCAGGCCACAAGCUGAACUGGUGGAAGGCUCUUGUCUCGUCGUCCACUGUCGUUCAGGGCACGUCUUACAUCGACAAUCCUCUCCGUCGCCUCUUCACUCCUCGUGCUAACCAGAAGGUCGUCAUGGCUUGCUCCUCUCGCGUUCCCGUGUCCGUUGCGCUGUAUGGCGCUGCUCGCUCUUACGGUGAGCAGAGAAGUGACUUCAAGGCUGCCGAGAUCGUCUACAACGACCAGGAGAAGAUCAUUGAUGUUACGUUGUUUGAGUACCGCCGCGAGUCAUCAGUUCCUCUCCACCUUCAAUUCCGUUACGUCCCUUCGCAGCCCUACGCGCCGAUUCACGAGGUCGCUGAGGGUCGUAACAACCGCAUCAAGGACUUCUAUUGGCGCCUUUGGUUCGGCGACAAUGAGACCUUGCCUGAGAUCAACGUCCGCGACACCCUCUCUGGACCUCCCGUCACGAUCACGGCGGAGGACGUCGAGACAUUCUGCGCUGUUGUCGGUAACCAGCAGGAGGCUUUCAAGACUGUGCGGACAGAAGAGGUGAAGGCCCCCAUGGACUUCGCGAUCGUCACUGGCUGGCAGGCCAUCAUGAAGUCGAUCUUCCCUACGACCAUCGACGGGGACCUGCUUAAGCUUGUCCAUCUGACCAACGGCUUCAGGGUCAUCACAGGUGCUAAGGCGCUGAAGGCUGGCGACGUAUGCCAGGCGGAGGCAAAGGUUACUGCCGUCAUCAACAGCGACGCUGGAAAGACAGUCAAGGUCCAGGGUCACGUCAUCUGUGAGGGCAAGCCAGUCAUUGAGGUUACCUCGUCGUUCUUGUACCGCGGUCGGUUCACGGACUACGAGAACACUUUUGAGACGGUUGAAGAGCCGGACUACCUUGUCGAGCUCAACAGUGAUGCCGAUGUCGGCGUUUUGCAGUCGAAGGAGUGGUUCGAGUGGGAUGACGAGACGAAGCCUCUCCAGGCAGGCACGGGCCUCAUCUUCCGCCUCAAGUCGGAGGUCACCUACAAGGACAAAGUCAACUACCGCUCUGUGGCUAUCUCUGGCGACAUCUGCGUCCGCGACCAGCUCAAGCGCCUCGUCAAGGUCGGCUCUGUCCUGUACGAGCGGGACAACUGCAAGGGCAACCCCGUCGUCGCUUAUGUACAGCGAAAUGGCAGUCCACAGGGUCUCGCGUCUCCUCUGGCGAAUGAUGGCUACACCCUGGGCGUCGCCACCAACACCACUUACAAGUCGCCUUUCACUAACGAACCCUACUCGAAGAUCUCUGGGGAUUUCAACCCCAUCCACGUGAACCCUUACUUCUCCGACUAUGCCUCCCUCCCCGGAACCAUCACCCAUGGGAUGUGGUCGAGCGCGGCGACUCGUCGGUAUGUCGAGAACGUCGCUGCCGAAGGCAAUCCUGAUCGCGUGCUUGCGUACAACGUUGCAUUCGUGGGUAUGGUUCUUCCUGGCGAUGAGCUCACGGUCAAGGUCAAGCACACCGGUAUGCGCGACGGCAACUUCGUCAUCAAUGUCACGACCUCCAACGAUCGCGGCGAAAAGGUCCUUGAGGGCACCGCCGAGGUCGCUCAGCCAAGUACUGUCUAUGUCUUCACUGGCCAAGGCUCGCAAGAGCCUGGUAUGGGCAUGGACCUGUACAACAACUCACCUGCCGCUCGUGCUGUAUGGGAGGAUGCCGACGCCCACUUGCUCGCAGUCUAUGGUUUCUCCAUCGUCGAGAUCGUCAAGGACAACCCGAAGGAGAAGACCAUCCACUUUGGUGGUAUCAAGGGCCAGGCCAUCCGUCAACGAUACAUGGACAUGACCUACGACACCAUGGACAAGGAUGGUAAUGUCAAGACGCUUCCCCUCUUCUCCGACAUCAACCUCCGCACCCCCAAGUAUACUUUCAGCCACCCCAACGGUCUCCUCUUCGCCACUCAGUUCGCUCAGAUCGCGCUCGUCGUCACCGAAAAGGCAGCGUUUGAGGAUAUGCGUGCGCGCGGUGUCGUCCAGCGCGACUGCGCAUUCGCCGGACACUCUCUCGGCGAGUACUCUGCCCUCGCUUCUAUUGCCGACGCGCUCCCCGUCUCCUCUCUCGUCGACGUCGUCUUCUACCGCGGCAUCACCAUGCAACGUGCUGUGGAGCGUGAUUCGCUGAACCGGUCGAACUAUGCUAUGUGUGCCGUCAAUCCGAGCCGUAUCUCCAAGACUUUCAAUGAUGCCGCCUUGCGCGAGGUGGUCGAAGCCAUCGCUACCCGCACCGGCUGUCUCGUUGAGAUCGUCAACUUCAACGUCGAGGGUCAACAAUAUGUCUGUGCUGGAGAGCUGGUCGCGCUUCAGACCCUCACCAACGUCCUCAAUUAUCUCAAGAUUGAGAAGGUGGACAUCGCAAAGUUGACGGAGAUGUUCAGCAUUGAGAAAGUCAAGGAAAUGCUGGCAGAAAUCGUCGAGAACUGCUACAAGCGCGCCGAGGAGCAGCGCAAGGCUGAAGGCCACAUCAAGCUAGAGCGCGGCUUCGCCACGAUCCCUCUUCCCGGUAUUGAUGUGCCCUUCCAUUCUCGUUACUUGUGGGCGGGUGUUAUGCCUUUCCGCGCUUACCUCUCGAAGAAGAUCAACGCUGCCCAUCUGAACGCGGACAUGCUCGAGGGCAAGUACGUGCCGAAUCUUGUAGCCAAGCCGUUCGAGGUCUCGAAGGAGUACGCCCAACUUAUAUAUGACCAAACGUCUUCGCCGCGCUUGUCCAAGGUUCUGCGCAAGUGGGACGAGGAGAAUUGGGGCGAUGUUGAACAACGUCAGAAAUUGGCCUACACUAUCCUCGUGGAGCUGUUGGCCUACCAGUUCGCGUCGCCGGUUCGUUGGAUUGAGACUCAGGAUCUCCUCUUCACCAAGUACCAGUUCGAGCGUUUCGUCGAGAUCGGCCCAUCCCCUACGUUGACGGGCAUGGCUUCGCGGACGUUGAAGGCGAAGUAUGAGGCCCAGGACGAUUCCACUGGUCGCACUCGUGUUAUUCUAUGCCACGCCAAGCACGGAAAGGAGAUCUACUACCAGUUUGAGGAUGAAGAUGAUACCGCUACCUCGGAGGCUGCUCCUGCUGAUGCCGUCGCUGUUGCUGCACCCGUCGCCGUCGCCGCUCCAGUCGUUGCGGCGGCUGCUUCUGGCCCCGCUGUCUCCAUUGAGGACGCUCCCGUCAAGGCUGUCGAGAUUUUGGUGGCCAUCGUCGCGCAAAAGUUGAAGAAGAAGGUCGAGGAGAUCCCGCUGUCAAAGUCCAUCAAGGACCUUGUUGGUGGCAAGUCGACGAUGCAGAACGAGAUUCUUGGCGACCUGCAGGUUGAAUUCGCAUCGGCUCCAGAGAAGGGCGAGGAGUUACCGCUUGAAGAACUCGGCGCCGCUCUAGGAGCUGGCCACUCAGGCAGUCUCGGAAAGUACACGACCGGUGUCGUUUCGCGCAUGAUUGGUGGCAAGAUGCCUGGCGGCUUCAACCUGUCUGCUAUCAAGAGUCAUCUCGCGAAGACUUGGGGCUUGGGUUCCUCUCGUGCGGAUGGCGUGCUCCUCCUCGGUACUACGAUGGAGCCUGCGAAGCGUCUCGGGUCGGAAGCUGAGGGCAAGGCGUGGUUGGACGGCGUGGUAGCCAUUUAUGCGCAGCGAUCAGGCAUUUCGUUAUCUCAAGGCGGCGCGGCUGGUGGAGGCGGAGGUGCAUCUGGAGGCGCUGUCAUCAACAGCGAGGAGUUCAUCAAGUUCCAGGCUGAACAGGAGCAGUUUGCUGCCCAGCACGUCGAGCUCUACAUGCGCUACCUCAAACGUGACUCGCGCGCUGGUGAGAUGGCCUUUGACAAGGAAAAGGCGAACUCAGCUGCGCUUCAGGCGAAGUUGGAUAGCAUCACUCGGGAGCAUGGCGACGCCUACAUCGAUGGGAUUCAGCCCAUCUUCGACGCACUCAAAGCGCGCCACUUCGACUCUUCUUGGAACUGGGUCCGCCAGGAUGCGCUGCUGAUGUUCUACGACAUCAUCUUCGGACGUCUCACCACUGUCGACCGCGAGAUCACUGCUCGUUGUAUCGCUAUCAUGAACAGGGCUGAUCCCGAUCUCAUCACGUACAUGCAGCACGUCAUCGACCAGGUGGAUGCCUCCCGCGGAGAUACAUAUGCUCUCGCCAAGAAGUUCGGUCAGCAGUUGAUCGACAACUGUAGCGAAGUCGUUGGGCAGCCACCUUUGUACAAGGAUGUCACGUUCCCCACUGCACCACACACCGAGGUCAGCGCUAAGGGCGACAUCAUCUACUCGGAGAUCGUGCGCGAGAAUGUUCGCAAGCUCGAGGCAUACGUCGAGGAAAUGGCCACCGCUGACAACAUCGCUGGGUCGGUCAAUAUUCAGAAGAUUCAAGAUGACGUCCUCAAACUCUGGAACGUAGUGAAGACACAGCCCGAGAUCAGCGUAGAGCAGAAGAACCGCAUCAAGGCUUUGUACGAAGGUGUGGUGCGCACUCUGCGCAAGACUCCGGAGGCCCGUCCUCGGCCCGGUGCUCCUCGGAGCAGGCGCUCGUCAUCCCAAUUCCUUCGUCCUCAAGUCUCUGGCGUUGCGUCCGUCACUGCCGACAAGGUUCCUCUUCUUCACCUGAAGCGUAAGGUCGGCACGAACUGGGAGUACAGCAGCAACCUGACCGGUGUCUACCUGGAUGUCCUCCACGAGAUCGCCACAUCCGGCACGACCUUCAAAGACAAGAAUGCUCUCCUCACUGGUGUCGGCAAGGGUUCUAUUGGCGUUGAGAUUCUCAAGGGCUUGCUCUCCGGUGGCGCUCACGUUGUCAUCACGACUUCUCGGUAUAGCCGCGCGACUGUGGAAUACUAUCAGGGCAUCUUCCAGCGCUUUGGUAGCCGCGGCUCUGCACUUACGGUCGUCCCCUUCAACCAGGGCUCCAAGCAAGACGUUGAGGCCCUUGUCGACUAUAUCUUCGCCACCCUCGGUCUUGAUCUCGACUACAUCCUUCCUUUCGCCGCCGUGCCCGAGAAUGGCCGAGAGAUCGACGGCCUCGACGACAAGUCCGAGCUUGCUCACCGGAUUAUGCUGGUCAACCUCCUCCGACUGCUUGGCGUUGUCAAAACUAAGAAAGCCAGUCGCCACUUCGUCACCCGCCCCACUCAGGUCAUUUUACCCCUUUCUCCUAAUCACGGUCUCUUCGGUAACGACGGAUUGUACUCCGAGUCCAAGAUCUCACUAGAGACUUUGUUCCAACGUUGGAACUCUGAGAGCUGGGGCGAAUAUCUCUGUUUGGCGGGCGCUGUUAUUGGUUGGACUCGCGGAACCGGUUUGAUGGAUGCCACGAAUAUGGUUGCUCAAGAUGUCGAAGCUCAUGGCGUUCGCACCUUCUCCGCGAAGGAGAUGGCAUUCAAUAUCCUUGGUCUCAUGCAUCCCUUGCUCUUCAGCAUCACGCAGGUUGAGCCUAUUUGGGCUGAUCUGAGUGGUGGCAUGGAUCGUCUCGCGGAUCUCGCGGAAAUCACAACCAGGAUUCGCCUCAAUCUGAACAAGAAGGCCGAGCUUCGUCGUGCGAUCACCAAGGACAACUCUGCCGAGUUCCAGGUCACUAACGGCGUAGAGGCUGAGCGAGUGCUCCAGACGGUGAACGUCACUCCUCGCGCGAACUUCCGGUUCGAGUUCCCCAAGCUGGAGCCCGCAGAGUCAUUCGAGCACCUGACGAAAUUGCGUGAGGUGAUCGACCUCGAAAAAACCAUCGUCAUCACCGGAUUUGCUGAAGUUGGCCCAUGGGGAAGUUCUCGUACUCGUUGGGAGAUGGAAGCGCGGGGCGAGUUCACUCUCGAGGGCUGUAUCGAAAUGGCCUGGAUGAUGGGUUACAUCAAGCACUUCGAUGGUCGCUUGAAGGACGGCUCUCUUUACGUUGGAUGGGUCGACGCUAAGACCAGUGAACCAGUCGACGACAAGGAUGUUCGUGGCAAGUAUGAGAAGGACAUCCGUCAACACGCUGGUGUGCGUCUUAUUGAGCCAGAGCUGUUCCGAGGCUACGAUCCCAAGCGCAAGGUGUUCAACCAAGAAAUUGAGUUGACUCACGAUCUGGAAGCCCUUGAGGUUUCGGAGGAUGAGGCUACCAAGUUCAAGAACGAGCACGGAGACAAGUGUGAUGCUUGGGCAGGUGAAGGCGGCCAGUGGUUUGUCAAGUUCAAGAAGGGCGUGCGCAUCCUUGUUCCCAAGUCCUUCACGUUCAGUCGUCAAGUCGGUGGGCAGAUUCCCACUGGCUGGGACGCCGGACGUUACGGUAUUCCUGAGGAUAUCAUCGCUCAAACAGAUCGCACUUCUCUGUGGGCUCUCGUCUGCACUGCGGAAGCCUUGAUCAGCUCUGGUAUCACUGACCCGUAUGAGCUCUACCAGCACAUGCACCCGUCCGACGUCGGGUCCAGUCUUGGAAGUGGUAUGGGCGGUAUGGAAAGUCUUGCGCAGAUGUUCAAGGACCGACGUGAGGAGAAGGCGGUGCAGAACGAUAUCCUUCAGGAGACGUUCAUCAACACGACCGCUGGUUGGGUUAACCUUCUGCUUCUUUCGUCUAGCGGCCCUAUUAAAAUCCCCGUUGGUGCUUGUGCCACUGCUUUGCAAUCGCUUGAGAUCGCUUGCGACACCCUACUAUCGGGCAAAGCGAAGGUUAUGAUCGCUGGAGGCUUCGACGAUCUGUCGGAGGAGGGUUCCUACGAGUUUGCCAACAUGAAGGCCACUUCAAACUCGGAGACAGAGUUUGCUAUGGGUCGUGAGCCCACGGAGAUGUCCCGGCCCACCACCACUACUCGUUCUGGGUUCAUGGAGGCUCAAGGUACCGGUGUCCAUGUCGUCAUGAGCGCGAAGACUGCGAUCGAGCUCGGAGCGCCUAUUCGAGGCAUAGUCGCAUUCACUUCCACUUCCACCGACAAAGCAGGACGAUCGGUCCCUGCGCCUGGCAGUGGUGCUCUUACCAUCGGGCGAGAAGUGUCCUCGAAGCAUCCCAUGCCGAUCCUGGACUUGGCUUACCGCUCUCGCCAACUUACGUUCCGCCGCAAGCAGAUCUCAGAGUGGCUCUCGCACGAGCAAGUGCAACUCAAGGAGGAGCUUGAAUACCGCCAAAGCCAAGGCGACUCCCCCGACGAGGAGUAUUUCGCGUCUCGUAUUGCCGACCUUGAAGCCGAGGCCAAACGCCAGGAGCAUGACGCGCUGGCGACAUAUGGUAUGCUCGAAGGGGCUGAUCCUCGCAUUGCACCUCUUAGGCGUGCACUUGCUGUCUGGGGCUUGACGGCCGAUGACAUCGAUGUUCUCUCUAUCCACGGGACGAGUACAGGGGCAAACGAGGCAAACGAGACGCACCUAUGGAACGAUGUCUUCACCAACAUCAACCGCACGCCUGGCAAUGCUGUUCCUGUGAUGGCGCAAAAGAGCUUGGUUGGUCACUCCAAGGGUGGAUCCGCCGCCUGGCAGAUGGCUGGUCUCUUGCAGACUGUUGUCAGUGGCAUUGUGCCCGGAAACCGUAACAACGACAACGUCGACGCCAAGUUCCAGCAGUACUCAUACUUGAUGUUCCCCUCGAAGACGAUCCAUACCAACGGCAUUCGCGCCGGUAUCAUGUCCUCCUUCGGCUUCGGUCAAGUCGGUGGCACUGCCCUUGUCGUUCACCCCCGCUACCUGUUUGCUGCUCUUGACACCUCUGUAUACGAGGCGUACAAGGUGCUCAACGGUGGCCGUUACGCGCAGUCGUACAAGGCGAUGUCCGAGAUGAUGAUCACCAACUCGCUCGUGAAGAUCAAGGAGGGAACACCAUAUCCCAGCGAACUGGAACGCACUGUGCUUCUCAACUCUAUGGCCCGCGCUACGCUUGACAAGAAGACGAACAGCUACAAGUUCACGGCGAAGCUUCAAACGGAGUUCAAGCCUGAUAUUGCGAACGUGAAGGCUGUUGAAGAGUCCUUGAAGGUCAACGCGUCGACAGCAGGAGUCGGAGUCGAUCAAGAACUUAUCUCUGCGGUCCCCUCUAGCAAUCCUAACUUCGUGUCUCGCAACUUCACUGAUGCUGAGAUUGCCUACUGCCGCUCCCAGCCAUCACCUCCCUCGUCAUUCGCUGCCCGCUGGGUUGGUAAGGAAGCUGUUUUCAAGUCUCUGGGAGUAGCCUCGAAGGGUGCGGCUGCUGCGAUGAAGGACAUUGAGAUCUUACCUGAUGGUGCUGGUGUGCCAACCGUGACGCUGCACGGGGAUGCGAAGGCAGCUGCCGAGAGCAAGGGUGUCUCUCAUAUUCAUCUGUCAUUGAGCCAUUCUGAUACUGUUGCCAUUGCAUUUGCUCAAGCCGAGACUACCGCAUGAUUAUAGACCGAGAGUGUUAUGGACUUUUGUUAUACGCUUUGAUGAUCCGUUUUUUUUUCUGUUUUCUCACCACGGUUGCUACGAUUAUACCUGGAUACAUUGUAUUAUAUGACGCAUGACAAAACUAAUGACAAUUCUCUUUUCAUUUCUUG
Molecule: messenger RNA, 11966 nt
Organism: Heterobasidion irregulare TC 32-1
Lineage: Eukaryota; Fungi; Basidiomycota; Agaricomycetes; Russulales; Bondarzewiaceae
Product: acyl-carrier protein synthase
Exons: 17
Coding region: 1-11814 (3937 amino acids)
Biological process (GO): long-chain fatty acid biosynthetic process
Cellular component (GO): fatty acid synthase complex
Molecular function (GO): holo-[acyl-carrier-protein] synthase activity; fatty acid synthase activity; magnesium ion binding
Source: RefSeq, a predicted model, not a curated record